AGAAGUAAUGCCUCACCACCCAAGCAUCAAACCUAGAUGUUCUCUCUAUCAUAGCUUUUAUAAAGAGUCACUGACUUUUGAGGAAAAUGUUGCAAGACGUCCCGGUGGAAUUGAUCUUGACCAGUGGACAUGGUUUCUUCAAUACCGCAAGGAUAAGAAAACACAGCCACAAAAAGCAACCAGCAGGCCCAACACUGAAAAUCGACGGAAGCAAACUUAUACACACACUAAUGGUUCAAAAAGCUUACCUAGGAGAAAAGCUGAAGAGGAGCGUAAACGUGGGAGACCAAUGAGUAGAGGAGAGUUGUGGCCCUUGACUCACAAACGGAAAGACUCGACAUAUAUGAAUGAAGCAGCCAAGCUUAUUGGUGAGCAAAUAGAGAGGAUUGAAAGUCUGGAUGGCGUGUCAAAGAAAAUUUCAGAAUUUGAUUCACUUGCACAAGUGUUAGGAAAGGAGCACGCUGGUCGGGUUCGAGGAGUAGGUUAUGGGCCGACACCUACUCAAGUGUUUGGCCAAACAGCCUAUCAAUUUAAGGGUGUAUCUUCAACACAAGCUAAUCGAGAUCAUGAAAUGGAGGAGAUGAAGUUGAAGAUGCAGGAGCUUCAAUCCGUGGUGGAAAGUGAGAGAUCUAGAAGGCGUGCUCUUGAGAACUUUCUAACAAGAUAUAUAGUCCAACAAGGAAUGGAAUUGCCGGCCGAGUUGGCUGAUAUGGAUAGUGCUGCGACGGCAUCAAACAGGCCAAGACCAUCUUCCUCAUCCAAAUGUUGAAACCCACAGCGAUGCUAAUCAUGUUGUUCAAUCUGAAUUUUGCUUAUGGAUUUCAGUUCUAAUUUUGUUAGCAAUGAACUUGUUUUUCCGGAACUGUGGAUUUUGCAUCAGUUUAUCAUAAUUUAGUUCUUAUAUCAGAUUUUGGUUCUUAUAUUUUGCCUCUGUGCCUUUUAUUGAGUAGUGCAGAUUUUAUGUCUUGUGAUCAGAUCUUUUGUUAUAUGACCAGAAGCUCUUUUAAUUGCAGUGAGCUAUAUAUUUUGCAAAAGUUCUUUUUCUAUUUAA
Messenger RNA from Lycium barbarum (goji berry), 1051 nucleotides. RefSeq lists its product as uncharacterized. The coding region runs from base 8 to 769 and encodes 253 amino acids. The transcript is spliced from 6 exons. NCBI's taxonomy places the organism in Eukaryota, Viridiplantae, Streptophyta, Magnoliopsida, Solanales, Solanaceae. The record is from RefSeq and is a predicted model, not a curated record.